ACUGGCCAUUCAUCCACAGUUGACAUCCGUCCCGAGCCAGCCAACGAGAAGACUCCACUGUCAGCACCAUGAAUGCCAGUGCUAUCCUCCUUUUCUGCCUCAUCCUGCUGAGUCUGAGUGGGACUCAAGGAAUCCCUCUUUCAAGGACAGUCCGCUGCUCCUGCAUCAAAAUCGAUGACCGACCGGUAAAACCGAGGGCCUUGGGAAAACUGGAAAUUAUUCCUGCAAGUCAAUCCUGCCCACGUGUUGAGAUCAUUGUCACAAUGAAAAAGACUGAAGAGAAGAGAUGUCUGAAUCCAGAGUCUGAGGCCAUCAAGAGUUUAUUGAAAGCAGUUAGCCAAAGAAGGUCUAAAAGAGCCUCUUAACCAGAGAGAAGCCGAUCACCGCAGUGCUGUAGCCGACGGACAGGCAGCGGAAAGCCCGUCUCUCCAUCACUUCUUUAUACGUCGGCCUAUGGCUACUCCUAAUUGUCCCUGGUUCCCCUGAAAGGUGACCAGCCAUGGUCACAUCAGCUGCUAUCCCUAGUGACAUCAGGUCACUAUUCUCCAGGACGAUGGGCAGCUCCUCGUCCUGAGACAACAGUAACUCCAGUGACAAGAGUCCCCAACUCUACUAAGAGCUGGUCCUGAGUUCUCAUACAGACAGCUGCAAUGUUUCUCCUGGCGCUGUACUAUAUAAGCUACGCUGAGGUGCUACACUUUUAGCCUUGUGCCAAGCUCUACCUGCUCCUCACCCUCCCCACCUUAAAGUGUGUUAGCAGAUCUGUCCAGUUCUGAGUUACCUGGGUUCUUUAAUUUCAAAUACAGUCGCAAUAAGACUACCACCUGCCUGCUCCUACGGACAAACUUUACUUCAUGGCUUACAGCUACCUUCCCAAGGAAACUUCAUAACUCAGAGU
This is a messenger RNA of Mesocricetus auratus (golden hamster), 898 nucleotides long. It is a transcript of the gene Cxcl10, whose product is annotated as C-X-C motif chemokine ligand 10. Gene Ontology annotation, cellular component: extracellular region. Bases 69 to 365 code for a protein of 98 amino acids. Lineage: Eukaryota; Metazoa; Chordata; Mammalia; Rodentia; Cricetidae. The transcript has 4 exons. Gene Ontology annotation, biological process: neutrophil chemotaxis; chemokine-mediated signaling pathway; inflammatory response. The record is from RefSeq and is marked provisional. Gene Ontology annotation, molecular function: chemokine activity; CXCR chemokine receptor binding.